UAAUUUUAAACACGCCGCUGAUAAGGGGAAAUUAUUCCGAUAAUUUGCAAAUCUUGCGCGUGUACAUAAAAAGGACGAGCGUGCGGAUCGCGUGCAUGUUUCCUCCCGAAGCGACCCACGACUGUUAUUAAUUGUUAUAAUUUGUGCGCCAGUCAUACACGUAAUACACGUCUGAGAGCUGGCGAGCUGCAGGACGCGGGACUACCCUCGAUGGCACAGGUGAUAGAACAUGGAAGAUAAACUGAUUAACAGCGAUGAUGUGCUGCGGCAGAAUAGUGCCAAGACGUUAAACUCGUCGAAAACGGAGAAUUGCAGGUUUUCCGAGGAUUUAUCGUCGUGGAUGUCGUGUAUGCCGGAAGAAUUGCGACGUCUUCCUAUUAUACACCUUGCUAUACCAGGUUCACAUGACAGUGGAACAUGGCCAAUCAACGAGCAUUCCGACUGGGCGCCAGAUUUGGACAGUAUUUUAAAGAAAUUAAAGUGGUUGGGUAUUAUUGUUAAGUGGGUGACCAGUAGAUGGUCAAAAGCACAGGACUUUAAUGUUUUGCAACAACUUGAAGCUGGUGUGCGCUAUUUUGAUCUGCGGAUCGCCACACGUGUGUCCAAAGACAACGUGCGUGAUUUUUACAUUGUGCACGGUUUGUACGGCCCUCCAUUGAAAGAAGUCCUGGCGCAAAUUCAACAGUUCCUAUUUGCUCAUCCAAAAGAGGUUGUGAUAAUUGACUGUCAGCAUUUCUAUUCGGUGACGACAAACGAUCACGACACCCUGGCGACCAUCUUUUACGACAGUCUGAAGGAUAAAAUCGUACAAACGACUUCCAGCUACAUGAACAAUUUGACCAUGAAUUAUAUGAACGAUAACCAAUAUCAAGUGAUUAUGGUGUAUCGCAACAGCCAAGCCUUAAAGUACAACUUUUUCCCGUCCAGCGCCUAUCCGACUCCAUGGCCGGACACCACCAACCCGGAUAUUCUAUGUGAGAUUCUCACUGAGAACCUGAGGACGCGAAAUAAUAAUGUGGGAUAUGUGAGCCAGUUUAUCUUAACGCCAGUGGCGAAAACAAUACUUACAAAUUUGUUUACUGGUAAUUUAAAGAAGUUCAGCGGGUUACAGCUGCUCUCCAAGAAGCUCCACUGGGUAAAAGAACAAACCCCGGGCGCACGGGGUGUUAACGUCAUCAUCGCCGACUUUGUCGACAUCCAGGAUCAAAACUUCUGUCGUACGGUCAUUGAUUUGAAUCAAAAACUCCUCGCAGAGGGUGACACCGAGCUGGAAACUCCACGUGGACUUCCACCUGUAACAAACUAACCCUAUUCUAUUCAUAUUUGACAUACAUACAUAUAUAUUAUUUAUAUUGUACACUAUAUAGAUAUCUAUACAAUUGUAAUAAAACAUAUUCGUUUGUA
Messenger RNA from Dalotia coriaria, 1404 nucleotides. RefSeq names its product PI-PLC X domain-containing protein 3. NCBI's taxonomy places the organism in Eukaryota, Metazoa, Arthropoda, Insecta, Coleoptera, Staphylinidae. Gene Ontology annotation, biological process: lipid metabolic process. Gene Ontology annotation, molecular function: phosphoric diester hydrolase activity. The record is from RefSeq and is a predicted model, not a curated record. Bases 230 to 1306 code for a protein of 358 amino acids. The transcript has 6 exons.